AUGGACUGUUUGUCACCGGAUGUACGAGAGGAAUACCAACACUUUAUCAAUGUGGUAUAUGCAUUCCUUACAUACGAUUACGAUGGUUCUAUCGAUGCGCAGCGGAUCUACCGAUCUUUCACGCUUCUGUCAGAUGACGACAAAGCACUGCUCAUCGAGAAGCCAGCAGCGCGGGUGAUGAAGAUAAUACACGCCCUGCUGGUUAAUCAAAACUUCAUACAUACAAUGCUCAGUGCACUUUGUAGCCAAAAUGUUCAGUUUGAUGAUGAAGUUGAUGAUCCCAUGUCGCCGGAUGGUGGCAUGAAACGUGUUAAUGUUGGAAAGGAAAAGAAAAUAACCAUUUUAGAUAACCUCAGACGCAUAGUAAGAAAUACACCAUUCUGGAGAGUACCUCCAGAAGUGAAAGAUGAAGAGAUCGUGCCGACAUCAAAUCAUGAAGUGCUUACGAGGAAUAUGAAUUGGGUAAGAACGACUUUACGUCAAUUUGUAAGGGACUGGUCACACGAAGGAGCCACGGAGAGAGAUCAAACGUUCACGCCGCUUUUGCAAAGUUUACGGCGGCAUGUGCCUAUCAAGGAUGCUACAAGACCCCCAAAGGUCUUAUGCCCAGGAUGCGGAUUGGGCCGAUUGCCUUAUGAAGUAUUAUGCCUUGGUUAUGAAAGUCAGGGCAAUGAGUUUUCAUCUUUCAUGUUAAUAGGGUCAUAUUUUGCCACGAAUUUCAUGCACCAAAAGAAUGUGUUUACAUUGUAUCCGUAUUGUCUAUCUACAAGCAAUCGAGUGAAUCACGAAGAUCAAAUGUUUUCAUGCCGCCUACCGGAUGCUGCCCCUGCAGAACAGGAAGGAAAUGGUAUGUUUAGCAUGUGCACUGGUGAGUUUACCGAAGUAUACUCUAACGUGGAGGAGCCUUUCGAUGCGGUUUUAACUUGUUUUUUUCUCGACACUGCGAAAAACGUAGUAGCAUAUAUACGAACGUGUGCGAAGGUACUUCGAAAGGGUGGCCUUUGGGCUAACAUUGGACCAUUGCUCUAUCACUAUGCGGACCUUGGUCACAACUCUGUGGAGCUCUCAUGGGAGGAGCUCCGUCGAAUUAUCACGAUAUGGUUCAAUAUCGUCCGUGAAGAGUGGCGCGAUGCCAAUUACACAACGAAUCAACGUAGUAUGAUGAAGACACAGUACAAAUGUAUCUACUUCGAGGCGCUGCGAAACGACGUUGAAGUUUUCGGCCAUUCAAACCCAUUCUAG
This is a messenger RNA of Babesia sp. Xinjiang, 1242 nucleotides long. RefSeq names its product Carnosine N-methyltransferase. The coding region runs from base 1 to 1242 and encodes 413 amino acids. The transcript is spliced from 2 exons. Gene Ontology annotation, molecular function: S-adenosylmethionine-dependent methyltransferase activity. The record is from RefSeq and is a predicted model, not a curated record. NCBI's taxonomy places the organism in Eukaryota, Apicomplexa, Aconoidasida, Piroplasmida, Babesiidae.